Molecule: messenger RNA, 2753 nt
Organism: Morone saxatilis (striped sea-bass)
Lineage: Eukaryota; Metazoa; Chordata; Actinopteri; Moronidae
Product: protein phosphatase 1 regulatory subunit 12A
Exons: 22
Coding region: 101-2686 (861 amino acids)
Biological process (GO): signal transduction
Cellular component (GO): A band; Z disc; cytoplasm
Molecular function (GO): enzyme inhibitor activity; phosphatase regulator activity; protein binding
Source: RefSeq, a predicted model, not a curated record
UGUCCACCAGGGGGCGCAGCCCGGGGAGGCUCAAUCCAAACCAUCCACUCCGCUUCUCCUCGUACCAUGAGCUGAAUCUGUCCGGGACAGACCAGGGAAGAUGGCGGCCACUGACCAUUCCCGGUCCGAAGCUGCCAAACAGCGACGGCAGGAUCAGCUGCAGCGAUGGCUGGGCUCGGAAACGGAUCAGACUGGUUGGGAGGCCCGGGAAACCGUGAGCGGUUCCGGGACGCGGCGGGCGAAGGUUCGAUUCGCCCAGGGAGCCGUGUUUAUGGCCGCCUGCUCCGCCGGAGACCGGGAGGAGGUGGCAGCGCUGCUCCGGCAGGGAGCUGACAUCAACCACGCCAACAUAGACGGACUGACAGCGCUUCACCAGGCCUGCAUUGAUGAAAAUGCUGAGAUGGUGCAGUUUCUGGUGGAGAGCGGGAGUGACGUCAACAGAGGGGACAACGAGGGCUGGACUCCUCUGCACGCUGCAGCCUCCUGUGGCUUCAUCCAGAUCGCUAAAUACCUGAUAGAGCACGGCGCUCAUGUCGGGGCGGUGAACAGUGAAGGAGAACUUCCUCUGGACGUGGCCACAGAAGACGCCAUGGAGAGACUUCUCAAAGGUGAAAUCAAAAAGCAAGGUAUAGACGUGGACAUGGCGAGGAAGGAGGAGGAGAGGAUCAUGCUCCAGGACGCCAUGGCGGUGCUGGCAGGAGGCGGCAGUCUCACACCUCACCCGAACACCAAGGCAACCGCUCUGCACGUCGCCGCUGCCAAAGGCUACAUCGAAGUCCUGAAGGUGCUGUUGCAGUGUGAUGUGGAUGUGGACGGCAGGGACACUGACGGGUGGUCGCCCCUGCAUGCCGCAGCUCACUGGGGGCAGGAGGAGGUGUGCGCCCUGCUCGCUGACAACAUGUGCGAUAUGGGGGCCGUCAACAACGUGGGCCAAACACCUCUAGAUGUUGCGGAUGAGAACCUCGCGGACACUCUGGAGGAGCUACAGAAGAAACAGAACGCCUUACGCAGCGAGAAAGAGAAACAGACUCCUGUUAUUGAGACCAGCCCGCAAAUCUCCAUGGUACCAGUUCGCACACGCAGGACUUCUAUCUCUCGUAUGAGCAGCAAGGAGAAGAUCUGCCUCCACGAGCGCGAGAAGCACCCGCCCCCCGCCCUGCCGAGCAGCCCGGCCGAGGAUGAGGAGGAGGAAGGUCAGACGGGACAGAGCCAGUCUCAGAGCCAGUCUCAGAGCCAGGGGAAGGCCUCCAGCAGCUCCAGCUCGGAGGAGGAGAGCGAAUCGGAGAGCGACGCAGAGUCAGAGAAAGCAAAAAACCGAGAGAUCAUAAACAACUUGAACAACAAACGCAACGCCACCAGCCUUCUUCCUACCUCCAUGUCAACGAGUACUGCUGCAAGCCAAGUGAAAAAGGACCCAAGCAAGCCCCCAACCACUGAGGCCCCGGGCUCCUGGAGAACGUCUCUGAGGAAGGCAGGCAGCUCGGUGACUCUGGGCUCAGCUGGACUGUCAGACUCCAGCCAGGACCCCAGCAGACCUCCAGAGACUGCCCUGGGUAUGACCCGCUCUGCUUCCAGCCCCCGCCUCAGCUCUGAGGCCGACACCAAGGAGCCGAGGCUCGCCCGGGUACCGCCCAUCCCGACGCGGAGACUCGUCAGUAUUCCCGACAGCAGCACUGACAACUCCAACAGCUGGCUGAGCCGUAGCUCCUCUUACACCCGGCGCCUUCAUAGUCAAUCGGGGAAUGAUCUCACUAGUUCCACCCCCUCUUUGCUUCACAGCUCAUCUUAUGGAAAGAGACUGGAUGACCCCACUGUGACCUCAGCUAGCACAGGAACAAGCUCUGCUGGACUCAGUCGCCUUAAUAGUGUCUUGGCCCAGAGACUUCCUCAGGAACAGACAGAAAAGAAGGAUCACUUUGCCGUCACCACCUCCAACUCUCGAGACACGACCACAGGCGAACAGGAGACCAAGCAGAGGCGCAAAUCGUAUCUGACACCAGUGCGGGAUGAGGAGGCAGAGGCACAGAGGAAGGCUCGCUCCCGACACGCACGGCAGUCCCGCCGCUCCACUCAAGGGGUGACGCUAACGGAUCUGCAGGAAGCAGAGAAGACGAUGAAGACGGACAACAAAGGGAAAGAAAAGAAAGAAGAGGAAGAGAAGGAGAAAGAGAAGGAAGCAAAAGCAAAGAAGGGAGAGGAAGGGGAAGUGAGCUGGAGGUCUCGUAUUGCCAGUCUGCAGAAGUCUGACCUGCUGGGCCUGACGCAGCCCACUGGCGCUCCUCGGCCUCAGACAGCUGACAGGAGAGAUGUUGAGGCCAGCACAGGGGAGAGUGAGACAGAGCGAUGGGCCAGGGAGCGCAGAGAGAGGAGACAGGCUCGGGCCAGAAGGAAGGCACAGAGGACCGGGGAGAGUGAUGACAACGACCCCAGUGGAGAGGAGGAGUUCUCAGGCAGUGGGCUGGAUCCACAGACAGUCCGACACUUGAGUUCAAGGUCGGACGUAUCCUGUAACGACUGUACCCAGGGAGGAGGCACCGAGACCAAGGAUUUUAAGAAGUUGUUCGAGGAAGUUUCCAGAGAAAACAGUCAGCUCCAGUCGCAGCUGCAGGACACCCAGAGGAUUGUCAGUCAGACCAAGUUGGACCUGGAAAAGGCCACACAGGUGACGCAUGAACUGUUAUUUUAAACAAAUGCAAAGGGAAGCAUCUUAAAGUGCUAAAACUGGUAAUCGUACUGUGGUCAGUAUUUAGAUC